AUGCCUCCGCCUCGCCCCCGUCCAACUUCUGUCGCGCGGCCGCCGUCUGGCCCUGCCCCCCGUCCACCUUCUACUGCGCCGCCACCGCCCAAAAUCCCGGCCAUCCCGCGCUGCGCACCGCCGACACCUUCCUUCCUAAUUUGCCCCGCCACCGGCCUGGGCUCGCUUCGCACCUGCCCUGCAUCUCCGGUGCCUUCGCCGCAGCCGUCCUCCCGCAGCUGCCCGGCGUUAGAUCUGUGUGUCACCGUCCCGGGGGCGUCCUCUCCGUCCCGGGUCACCGGCGACUCUUCCCUCUCCUCCCCGUUCUUCCACCUCCUCCCUUCCAUCCCUGGCCACUACAGAGCGUCCCGGGUCAACAGCCACCGCGUUGCCAUUCGCCUGCCUAGCCUCUCUCUGGCUCUCCACCGUCAACGGGUGGGCGACAAAAAAAUUGCAGGCGCGCAGGCUGCAUCUGACGGCCGUCGAUGGUCACAUGUCGGACGAGCCCAACCGUGCAAUACGCCAGAGCAGGAUAGAGAAGUACGAUGGUGUGAACUACUUCGAUGGGAGCAGCAGGGGAGUCGAGGUGGUGUUUCUGCCUCUGGAUGUCGUAGUCGUGCGGUUCGGCUGUGCCCCAUUGCGGCUUGGUAUUUUCCCUUUCUUGCUGAUAGGUGCUUCAGUGCAGUUGGCUUGAUCGAAGAUGAGGUUCGGCUGGUUUGUGUAUGCUGGUCAGGGUCUCUUGUACAUGCAGCUCACAGCGUGAUGUUCGCGCAGCUCACCAUCGUCAGGCUCGCAGCUUCAUUUGUUGCUGGCAGGGUCGACGCAACUGGACCCAGGACAUACGGCUUUGAUUUAUUUUUCAUUUUGUUUUGAGUGGGUUUUAUGUAAAUUUAUAGGGAUGUGUUUGGUAAGUUUUAAAAACUACUAUUCGAGUUC
Messenger RNA from Triticum aestivum (bread wheat), 915 nucleotides. RefSeq names its product vegetative cell wall protein gp1. The transcript has 3 exons. The record is from RefSeq and is a predicted model, not a curated record. NCBI's taxonomy places the organism in Eukaryota, Viridiplantae, Streptophyta, Magnoliopsida, Poales, Poaceae. Bases 1 to 852 code for a protein of 283 amino acids.